Molecule: messenger RNA, 735 nt
Organism: Aspergillus campestris IBT 28561
Lineage: Eukaryota; Fungi; Ascomycota; Eurotiomycetes; Eurotiales; Aspergillaceae
Gene: derA
Product: putative ER-associated proteolytic system protein Der1
Exons: 2
Coding region: 1-735 (244 amino acids)
Biological process (GO): endoplasmic reticulum unfolded protein response
Cellular component (GO): Hrd1p ubiquitin ligase ERAD-L complex; endoplasmic reticulum membrane
Molecular function (GO): ubiquitin-specific protease binding; misfolded protein binding
Source: RefSeq, a predicted model, not a curated record
AUGGCUGCUAUCUGGGGUAAUGGAGCCCAAGGGGGGCAGUUUCCUCUGGAGCAGUGGUUCUAUGAGAUGCCUCCAGUGACUCGAUGGUGGACAGCGGCCACGGUGGCCACCGCGGUCAUGGUCCAGUGCCAUAUCUUGACCCCGUUCCAGCUCUUCUAUAGCUUCCGCGCGGUCUAUGUCAAGUCUCAGUACUGGCGCCUAUUCACAUCUUUCCUCUACUUCGGACCGCUAAGCCUCGACCUCCUCUUCCACGUCUUCUUCCUGCAGCGAUACUCGCGCCUCCUCGAGGAGUCAUCCGGCCGGUCCCCAGCGCACUUCUCCUGGCUGCUCUUCUACGCCAUGGUCUUCCUCCUAUGCAUAUCGCCGAUCCUGUCCAUGCCCUUCAUGGGCACCGGGCUGUCCUCCAGCCUCGUCUACAUCUGGAGUCGCCGCAACCCCGACACCCGCCUCAGCUUCUUGGGCUUGCUGGUCUUCACGGCGCCCUACCUCCCCUGGGUGUUGAUGGGCUUCAGCCUGGUCGUCCACGGAAUCGUGCCCAAGGAUGAGUUCUGCGGCGUGGUCGUCGGCCAUAUUUGGUACUACUUCAAUGACAUUUACCCUGACCUGCAUGGCGGCCGCCGCCCGCUGGAUCCGCCUAUGUGGUGGUUGCGUCUGUUUGACCGCGCGGCGAGCGGCUCGGGGGCUACCGAUGUUGAUAGGGAAAUUGCCACUGCUGCUGCGAGGGAAGUCCGGUGA